Salvelinus fontinalis (brook trout) is the source of this 3409-nucleotide messenger RNA. RefSeq names its product A-kinase anchor protein 12-like. The record is from RefSeq and is a predicted model, not a curated record. The coding region runs from base 413 to 2089 and encodes 558 amino acids. Lineage: Eukaryota; Metazoa; Chordata; Actinopteri; Salmoniformes; Salmonidae. The transcript has 3 exons.
AAGGGCAACGGGUGAGAUAGAUGGUCUGUAUUUGCGGAGCCGCAGCUGCGCGUCUGUUAAUACCAACGCGACCCUCACGUCCCCGCGCAAUUCUCCACACUGGGUUGGCUGCUUCAAGGCAUGAGGAUGCGAGCAGGGAUUUAGUGUGUGUCUUUUCCCGUCUGGAUCAGUUUAUUACCUUUCUCCAGCACACAGAAACGGAUUUAGCCACACGAAACAAGGUUCGUGGCCCCCAUUCUCACCACGGAAUAUGAUGCAGAGGCCCUCCUCUCCGAAGGGAAGUUGAAUGGGAAUACUGCCAUACGUGUCAGCUCGUGAUCAAUGAACUCAGUCCAUUCAAGCACAAAAGGAACUAACCUGAACUACUGAAGAAAAGGAGGGGAUAUAACGACACAGACGCCUUUUUGCGGAUAUGGCGGCGACAGAUGCCUGUGCAGCACCUGUACAGGAAGAAGGCACUACCACCACCGAGACCAAAACAGAGGUAGAGCCCACAAACUCAGAGACUGUCACAGAGGCUGUCACGUCUCCACCCGAAGAGGUACAACCUGCCGGAGAGACCACAGAGAGCCCAGAGCAGCCGGCCGAUGGCAAAGCUAAACAGGCCUCUGAGAAUAUUUUCUCUUCCUUUCUGAAUAAGAGUGGACUGGGAAAAGUCAUGGGAGGGAAGAAGAAGAAGGAGCAGAGCACUGAGGCUGUGGAGGCUAAUGGAGAGGGCAACACAGAGCUGAAAAAGGCCUCUGACCAAGCAGAGGAGCCGGCAGCCAAUGGUACAGAGGCAGCGGUAGAUGACCAGGCCAUUGAGAAAGCGCCGGAGAACCAGGUGAAGGUCCGAUCCAAAUCCUUGGACAGGUUAGAGGACCCUGAGGCCCUCAAUGCCACAGUGGACACACUGGAAGAUGCCCCGGCAGCAGAAGAGUCAGAGAAGCCUGCCUCCAGUGCAGCGACCAAACACAUGAAACGCUGGCAUUCCUUUAAGAAGCUUAUGGCCCAGAAGAGUCACAAGAAGAGCACAGAAGAUUCUAAGGAGGCUGAGGGCAGCGAGGGUGCAUCUGGGGGAACACCUGGUGACACAAGUACACUGGACUCCAAGGCUUCAGAAUCCAGUGGCCAGAAACGGUGGAAACUGAAAAGGUCAUGGACAUUCCAGGGGCUGAAGAGAGACCCGUCAGUCGUAGGCAUCAGCAAAGUCGCUAAGGGCGAGAAGGCGGAAGGGGAGGAAAAUGCUGCAGAGAACGAUGAAGCGGCUGCGCCUGAAACAGACGAAGCCAAGGCACAGGUAGACGACGAAACACAGGAGAAGACCAACACAGACGGAGAGGAGGAAAAAGGAGCCACCGCCGCCCCACACAAAUCAAUGAACCAACACGCAGAUGAGAUCUGGACCUCCUUCAAGAAACGCGUGAUCCCCAAGUCCAAGCGGGCAGCAGACACGGUGGCUGCCAGCGGGGAGGAGGAAGGUGCUGCAGCAUCUGAACUGGCCGAGCAGACGGAAGAGGCAGGCAAAGAGCAGGCCAAGUCGGCCAAGACCAAGCGAACGCACUUCAACCGCGCCGUUUCGCUGAAAAACUUCAUCAUGCGAAAGGGGAAAAGCACCAGCGUGGACCAGGGAGACGGAGCUCCGAAAGAGGGUGAGGAGGCAGAAGACGGGGAGGCGAAGAACACAGAGGGCGCGGCUGCCCCAGCUGGCACGUCUGACAGCCAGCAGGGAGACGCAGAUGCUGCACAGGGCGAGAGCAACGACAAAGGAGAGGUUCAGGUGGUCAAUGAGCACACAGCCGCUGAUGGAGAGGCAAAGGAGCCCGCAACGAGCACACUGUCUGGUCCUGAGCCAGAGAAGGCCAACACAGUUAAGCCCGCAGCACCAGCAGAGCCCGUGGCAGAGGUGAAAAUCAACGGUGAGAAUGGGUGCUCGAACGGCACGCCCGAAGAAGACGCCAUACACAAUCAUGAAACGACCCCGAAGAAAGACGGACCAACAGACGAGGCCAAACAAGAAAACACCAACUCCACGAAGGACGCGAAGAUGCUAAACCUCGGCACAGGAAAUGCAGUUGCCCAAAUCGACAAAAAGGCGGGAAACGUGUGACGACACACAAAGAGGAUUAGAUCAGCAUGGGAUUCGUUCAGCAAGGAGCUUUGACCCCCCCCUGCCCCCCCCCAAACGGAGUAAUCACAUGUUUUUCGCCACAAUUCUUCAUGGUGAGAGCGAUGCAAUCCAUAUAGAUGAAAAAAUACUCAAAAGCAAUAAUUCAGUCAUCAAUCAGCGCAGUUCUUGCUUACCAUUCUGUGAUCAAUGUAAAUGUUUUUCUUGUCCUCUACUAGUGAGAUUUUAUAUUGUCAACAGAAGGGAAGACAUUCCAUCCUUGUCAAAUGUUAAUCUCUAUGAUCUCUCAUUCCAGGAUCAUAAAUACUUAGUUUUAUAUCAAUUGCCAUUUUGUUUGUAGUUUUGUCAAUAGAUAUUCCAAAGUGCACAUUUGAAAUGAUUGCCCUAAAGACUGCCCCCCCCCCCCGUGUGGAUUCCUUAAGUAAUGUGUUCUAAUCUCUUUCUGUGUUAAUGUUUUUAGACUGUUGUGUACAUGAAUGAACCACCAUAAAAUAUGAAGUCAAAAUGUUUUUUUUCUAAACACAUCUUCUCACUGUAACGCAGAUUGAUCUGCCGUUGAUAUGUUUUGUUGAUCAAUGAUGUCACGUGUUCGCUAGGAAAUUGUCAAAAACUAGAACAAUAAAGAUUCAAAUCGAACAAUUAAAAAAAAAAUAAUAAUUGUGGAGGCUAUUUAUGCAUAAAAUGUUGAUGUACUGUAUGUAGGAAGGCAUUAUGGAAAUGCUAUUGGUCAUUAAUCUCUAUUUUGAUAAUCCUACAUCCUUUUACAUAAUGGCAGAUUUGUGCAGUAUGCAUUAGCUGGAGUACUUCAAUUUCACAAUGAAUUGCGUCAAGCGGUGAGCUCAUUCAGAGUAAAUUACAUCAUGUUUCAGAUAAACAUGUCUGCUAUAGUCAGUGUCAAUGCCUUGGCAGUUGAGGGACAUGUCUUUUACCACUAUGUUAAAAACGCUGGAUACAGCACUAUACAUGAAAUCACCACAAUACUGUUGUCUGUUAAAACUAAAUCUCUGGGAUUAAGUUAUUAUAGAGAUGACAGACAGUAAGAGCAUAUUAUAACAGAUAUAUGUUAUGUAAAGUUAUAGGCUAGCUAAAAAAAAAACACAAAAUGGGCAUGAAGUGAUAACCUGCAGUGACAGACAAAUACAGGGCGGCAUCACUGAAACUGGGAUGUUACCCACAAGCCACAGCCAUCCCUGGAAUGUGGACUUCAUUCAUCUAAAGGUGUUCAUGAUCAUUACAUUCCUGUUGUUCUGCCAAAUGACAAAUCAAUCAAGUAGGACAAAUAAAGGUGAUAUUGUUUUCGUA